AUGGCAUCAAAAAACAUCGGAAGAAAACGAAUAGGAUCAAGCAAUGACAACAACAAUGGAGGGAUAUUAAGCAGAGUUACAACAACAGUUACAAACUCACCCAUCUACCAAAAAACCCAGCAAACUGCUAGCAAUGCAGCAAACAGUACAAAGAAGCUGCUUAAGAGCACUGGUAAAGCUGCUUGGAUAGUUGGCACAACACUCCUUGUCCUCGCUCUUCCUCUCAUCAUCGAGCUCGAGCGCGAUGCUCAGUUGGAUGCUUUGGAGCUUCAGCAGGCUAGCCUUCUUGGCACCCCUCCUCCUGCUGCCCCCAAUUCUUAUUAG
This is a messenger RNA of Chenopodium quinoa (quinoa), 324 nucleotides long. Its product is annotated as mitochondrial import receptor subunit TOM9-2-like. The record is from RefSeq and is a predicted model, not a curated record. The transcript has a single exon. Gene Ontology annotation, cellular component: mitochondrial outer membrane. Gene Ontology annotation, biological process: intracellular protein transport. The coding region runs from base 1 to 324 and encodes 107 amino acids. NCBI's taxonomy places the organism in Eukaryota, Viridiplantae, Streptophyta, Magnoliopsida, Caryophyllales, Amaranthaceae.